CGUGCCCGCUCCGCUCCCGCUCCCCUCUCGCCCAGCCCGGGGCCGCUCCCUCUACAGCCGCCGCCGCCGCGAAGACCCUGAGGCCGUCCGCGCCCACCAUGCGGGCUCAGCUCUGGCUGCUGCAGCUGCUGCUGCUCCGUGGGGUCGCGCGCGCGCUCAGUCCCGCAACACCCGCAGGUCAUGAUGAAGGCCAAGGCCCGGAGUGGACUGCCGAGGGAACCAGGCAAGGCUGGCGUCGGAGAGCUCGAGAGAGUCCCGGGCAGGUGCUGAAGCCAGGCAGGACCCAGCUAAGCCAGGACCUGGGAGGGGCCUCCCUGGCCAUUGACACACUCCCAGACAACAGGACCAAGGUGGUGGAAGACAACCACAACUACUAUGUGUCCCGUGUCUAUGGUCCUGGUGAGCGUCGCAGCCGGGAUCUGUGGGUGGACAUAGCCGUGGCCAACCGGAGCCAUGUGAAGGUCCACAGGAUCCUCUCAAGCUCUCACCGGCAGGCUUCGAGAGUGGUCUUGUCCUUUGAUUUCCCUUUCUACGGGCAUCCUCUGCGGCAGAUCACCAUAGCAACUGGAGGCUUUAUCUUCAUGGGUGACGUGCUCCACCGGAUGCUCACAGCUACUCAGUAUGUGGCGCCCCUGAUGGCCAACUUCAACCCCGGCUACUCCGACAACUCCACAGUUGCUUACUUUGACAAUGGGACAGUCUUUGUGGUUCAGUGGGACCAUGUUUACCUCCAAGGCCGAGAGGACAGGGGCAGCUUCACCUUCCAGGCAGCCCUUCACCAAGAUGGCCGCAUUGUCUUCGGCUACAAAGAGAUCCCUAUGGCUGUCCUGGAAAUCAGCUCUGCCCAGCACCCUGUCAAGGCAGGCCUGUCAGAUGCCUUCAUGAUUCUCAAUUCAUCCCCAGAGGUGCCCGAGUCUCGGAGACGGACCAUUUUCGAAUACCAUCGUGUGGAACUGGACUCCGGCAAGAUCACCAACACAUCGGCUGUGGAGUUCACCCCCUUGCCAACCUGCCUCCAGCAUCGGAGCUGCAACACCUGCAUGUCCUCGAACCUGACCUUCAACUGCAGCUGGUGCCAUGUCCUGCAGAGAUGCUCCAGUGGCUUUGACCGUUACCGCCAGGAGUGGUUGGCCUAUGGCUGUGCCCAGGAGGUGAGAAGUGCAGAGGGCAGGACAUGUGAGGACUUCCAGGAUGAGGGCCACUACUCAGCCUCCCCCGACAGCUCCUUCGGCCCCUUUGAUGGUGACCAUACCACCUCUUCCUCCCUCUUCAUCGACAGUCUCACCACAGAAGAUGACACCAAACUGAAUCCCUACGCAGGAGGCGACGGUCUUCAGGACAACUUGUCCCCAAAGACCAAGGGUCCCCCUGUGCACCUGGGCACCAUCGUGGGCAUCCUGCUGGCUGUGCUCCUGGUAGCGGCCAUCAUCCUAGCUGGGAUUUACAUCAGCGGCCACCCUAACUCCAAUGCUGCGCUCUUCUUCAUCGAGCGGAGACCUCACCACUGGCCGGCCAUGAAGUUCCGAAACCACCCCAACCACUCCACCUACACAGAGGUCGAGCCCUCGGGCCACGAGAAGGAGGGCUUCAUGGAGGCCGAGCAGUGCUGAUUGCAUCCGGCCAGAGACUGGGGAUGGCAUGAGAUGGAGUCACCGCAAAGAGAAGUGAUUUUUUCCUGACUUCCUCUGAGCAGGCCGUGAGCCAGGAAGACAACAGCUUAUGGUGACAAAACCACAGUUUGGUCCUCACACCCCAGAUAAAAGGGGUACACAACCAUGAGGGUUUCUU
Molecule: messenger RNA, 1788 nt
Organism: Peromyscus leucopus (white-footed mouse)
Lineage: Eukaryota; Metazoa; Chordata; Mammalia; Rodentia; Cricetidae
Gene: Plxdc1
Product: plexin domain containing 1
Exons: 14
Coding region: 99-1610 (503 amino acids)
Source: RefSeq, a predicted model, not a curated record